AUGGCGGCCCUGACAUGUGAUCUCGGCGCACCAGUCAUAAAAUGCGGCUACCUUGCAGCUGAAGCGAAAGAUCCGGAAGUCGAUUGCGAUGGACCGCAACAUCAACCUGAGAACUUUGCCGCCAUUCCCGAGAUCGGGAUCGCCUCUGGCAAUCGCGACAAUCAUGGACAUCGAAAGCGCCUCAAGGGCUACCCGGGCACGGGAGCAAGGAAACGAUCUGUAUCGGAAAGGUCGGCUCAGUGA
Messenger RNA from Anthostomella pinea, 243 nucleotides. The record is from the annotation of a GenBank genome assembly. NCBI's taxonomy places the organism in Eukaryota, Fungi, Ascomycota, Sordariomycetes, Xylariales, Xylariaceae.